ACGUAAUUAUUUGCGACAAGAAUAUUUUCAGCCGGGUUUGGCACACCACAGAACUUUGCAAGAACUUUGAUUUUGAGACGCUUUUAAAGAAACCGUGAACCGAAGAUGUAAAUUCAUUAAAAAAAAAAGUUGUGUAAUUAGUAUAAGCAGUAACGGCUGCAAGGAUGAUGGAUGACUUUUCUGACCUUACUCUGCCUCCACUGUUUGGUGGACACAUCUUGGAGGCAGAACUCGAAACAGAGGGAGUUGAGUUUGUAGACGCCGGCGGAGUUUCUGAAAAUCAAGUAGAUGAAUGGAAGGAGAAACAAAAACGGGAGACAGAUCGGCAAAAGUAUUUGAGUCUGAGCAGACGGUGUAGAGAAAUUGAGCAGGUGAAUGAGAGGAUUCUGCAUCGCCUUCAUCAAGUUCAGAAGUUAACUAGGCAGUUGAAGAAGGAGAGACGGUUCCUCAUGAAAACACUAAAUGCCUAUGGAGAUGAUUAUAGAAGUGCCCAGCUAGCUAUCCCAUUGGAGGAAGAAGUGAGCUGUAUGACUGAUCCUUCUCACUGUAUGGAUGGAGAGUGCCUUGAUGAACCCAGUGCUUCAUCUCCUUCUGGUCUUCUACAAUCAACACCCAUCAUUAAAAGAAAACGACAUAGAGGCUUAAAAGACAGAGAGAGAGAUCUUUUAGAUGGUGAUGUUCCUAAUUUAUCAGAUUCUGCCUUCACUGGAUACUGUGGUGAGAGCCCAGCAACAGAUUUUACUUAAGUUGACCACACCGUUUGAGAGGUUUCCAGAAGUGAUUUGAUUAUGUUCUCUCCUGAGGAGAGUGGACGCUUACUUUUCUCUAUUUUUGAUGACCAUCUCUUGUUUUUGGUAUUUGUGUUAUUUAUAUACUUUUUAAUGAGCAAACUUAUUUCUUAUGUGUUUUUUUUAUUGUAAUAUUUAAAUAUUUCUCAAAACAGAGUGAACAUAACUCUUCAUGAAAUCACCCGAAACUCUGCUUUUCUGAAGAUCAUUGCAUUGCAUGGUUUCCUUUCUGUUCCAUGCAUCUUUUUCAUUCCCUGUCAUUGAGUCAUAUUAUGUAUUGUAAAAGAAUUCUAAAAUAGGGUUUAAAAAAGUGUCUAUCCAGUAACAUUUCAUAUAAUAAAGUUUUUCUUCAUUAACUGUGAAUGUU
Molecule: messenger RNA, 1155 nt
Organism: Erpetoichthys calabaricus (reedfish)
Lineage: Eukaryota; Metazoa; Chordata; Cladistia; Polypteriformes; Polypteridae
Gene: tfpt
Product: TCF3 (E2A) fusion partner
Exons: 6
Coding region: 165-746 (193 amino acids)
Biological process (GO): positive regulation of apoptotic process; apoptotic process; apoptotic signaling pathway
Cellular component (GO): Ino80 complex
Molecular function (GO): DNA binding
Source: RefSeq, a predicted model, not a curated record